AUAAGGAUACAUUCUUAUCAUGAUUUCAUCAUUAUAUAUAAGUUCCGUUUUCUUAUUUAAUUAGUAUUUUAAAAGAUUCAAUCUUUGACCGGCCAAGAAGUGGUGGUUGGGUUUUGUAUUCACAACUAUGCAUCUGGGUCUUGUUACAGUGCCUUCGCUUCUAGGCUUCUGAUUCUUGCUUUUCCAAAUUCUAGGACCUAUAAAUGAACUGUAUUCUGCAUUAUUGUGAACCAUCAAGAAUCCGAAAUGUAGUUCAAAAAUGAGAAAGGACCUUGCUCAACUGGGGUUCUUCUUUUUCUCUCUCUCCCUAUGGAGACUCUUUAUAGAAAUGGCCAUGGCGCAGAACACAACAAUCCCAGUUAAUGUGGGACUGGUCCUUGACUUUGAUACAUCGCUAGGAAAGAUGGGUCUGAUCUGCAUCCCCAUGGUCCUCGCAGAUUUCUAUGCCUCUCAUGGUAACUACAAGACUAGUCACGUUCUGAAGACUAGAGACUCCAGAAGAGAUGUUGUUGGUGCAGCUGCAGCAGUUGAAUCAUGGUGUUGACCGCAUCCCUCAAAAUGUUGAAGACUGAACUAAGGGCUAUGAGGUACCAUGUCAUGGAUGUGAAGACAAUGUAGGAGGUGUUGAUCUUUGCAAGACCUCUAG
This is a messenger RNA of Vitis riparia (riverbank grape), 646 nucleotides long. RefSeq names its product glutamate receptor 2.6-like. The coding region runs from base 260 to 544 and encodes 94 amino acids. The transcript is spliced from 2 exons. The record is from RefSeq and is a predicted model, not a curated record. Lineage: Eukaryota; Viridiplantae; Streptophyta; Magnoliopsida; Vitales; Vitaceae.